Messenger RNA from Mandrillus leucophaeus (drill), 2948 nucleotides. RefSeq names its product potassium channel, two pore domain subfamily K, member 9 (gene KCNK9). NCBI's taxonomy places the organism in Eukaryota, Metazoa, Chordata, Mammalia, Primates, Cercopithecidae. Gene Ontology annotation, molecular function: potassium ion leak channel activity. The record is from RefSeq and is a predicted model, not a curated record. Bases 56 to 850 code for a protein of 264 amino acids. Gene Ontology annotation, biological process: potassium ion transmembrane transport; stabilization of membrane potential. Gene Ontology annotation, cellular component: membrane. The transcript is spliced from 3 exons.
CCCCACAGGUUAUGGGCACGCUGCACCUGGCACCGAUGCGGGCAAGGCCUUCUGCAUGUUCUACGCCGUGCUGGGCAUUCCGCUGACGCUGGUCAUGUUCCAGAGCCUGGGCGAGCGCAUGAACACCUUCGUGCGCUACCUGCUGAAGCGCAUCAAGAAGUGCUGUGGCAUGCGCAACACUGACGUGUCCAUGGAGAACAUGGUGACUGUGGGCUUCUUCUCCUGCAUGGGGACGCUGUGCAUCGGGGCGGCUGCCUUCUCCCAGUGUGAGGAGUGGAGCUUCUUCCACGCCUACUACUACUGCUUCAUCACCUUGACUACCAUUGGGUUCGGGGACUACGUGGCCCUGCAGACCAAGGGUGCCCUGCAGAAGAAGCCACUCUACGUGGCCUUUAGCUUUAUGUAUAUCCUGGUGGGGCUGACGGUCAUCGGGGCCUUCCUCAACCUGGUCGUCCUCAGGUUCUUGACCAUGAACAGUGAGGAUGAGCGGCGGGAUGCCGAAGAGAGGGCAUCCCUCGCUGGAAACCGUAACAGCAUGGUCAUUCACAUCCCUGAGGAGCCACGUCCCAGCCGGCCCAGGUACAAGGCGGACGUCGCGGACCUGCAGUCUGUGUGCUCCUGCACCUGCUACCGCUCGCAGGACUAUGGCGGCCGCUCAGCGGCUCCUCAGAACUCCUUCAGCGCCAAGCUUGCCCCCCACUACUUCCACUCCAUCUCUUACAAGAUCGAGGAGAUCUCACCAAGCACAUUAAAAAACAGCCUCUUCCCAUCUCCUAUUAGCUCCAUCUCUCCUGGGUUACACAGCUUUACCGACCACCAGAGGCUGAUGAAACGCCGGAAGUCCGUUUAGGGGAACUAACUGCACAUCCAAGAGAGGCGUCUGUGGAUGCUGGGUCUCACUGCCAAAGCCGAACACGGCUUCGGGAUUUCUGCCUUCUCACGUGGACCUCUGCUGUGCUGGGCGAAUGCCACUACUCAUUCCCCUAAACACCUGUGGGGAUGGUCCAGCUACACAUAGAUGGGAAGCCCAGAGAAAUGCUCGAUGUGAGGGUCCCCGCAAGCCAGUUGGGCUGUUUCGGCACCCGCCCCCCAAAGCUCCUCAAUGAGGAGCAGAGACUGCCAAGCCCUUCCACUCAUUCAUCAUCAUAAAAAUGUAACUUGCUAUGGCAGCCUCUUGGCCAUUAAGGGCUAUCCUUUGUGACCUCUGUCCUUGAGAUCUUUGCUCUGGCAAGUUCUAUAGCCUUCUCAGUGCUGCUAUCGUGAUGCAGUCUGCCUGCUGUGGCUAAGUAACCUUUCGUUUUGAUCAAGAUUUGUCCAUGCAGACUCCUACCUCUGCGCCUUUCCCCGUGCCGUUCCCACUACCUGGAAGGUCUCCCUGUUGCUCUCCAGCUUUGAGGUGGAGACAGAGCAUCUCACACCUCCUUUUGGUGUCUCCUGACCCUUUUGCUCCCUGUUGGACUUGGCAAUGUCCUCUUCUGGGCUCCCCUAGUCCUUGUUUUGGUCAUGAGCGACCGCGCCGGGGAGCAAACCUUCUGUGGCCCCAGCCACAGGAGCAGCAAGCACUGGGCAGUGCCCCAGAGGCAACGACCAUCGCGAGAAUAAAGGCACUGAGAUGUCUGGCAUCUUGCCCAAAUGGCCACUCAUCACCGUGAUUGAGGCAUGUCUUAACUUGCUGAAGUGGAAACAGGGUAACUCGAUGCACACCUCUGCACCAUCCCUGGAAACCAAUCCAGAUCUAUGAGAAGAAAACUGGUCAUCAUAGCGUUGGUGAUUCAACAGCACCUGCCCGGCAGGGUGGAGUGUGCCCCAUACAACAGGGCUGGAAGCUGCCACGCCAGGCGUUUCUCAUAAGGUGGCUGACAGGGAUGGCACCAGACUACAGGAGCAUACUUGCGAUGUCACUCUGAAGAAGUUGGGCCCCGUGAUGGGAAUGUCAUCAGGAAACUGGGUCUGCACUGUUUUCUUGUGGCAACACUUCUGGUGGAGGCUGCGAGGGGAUGGGGACAUGCACCAUGAGUGACUCAGGAUCCCCAGCCUCUGUGGCCUGGCUCCUGCCCACCCCUAGCUCUGGGGCCUUGAGAGAGGCAAGCACACGCUCUUCUCGCCUCCAGAGAGCAGCGUAGGGGUGUGGAUGCUGCUCAGGCCCUGGCAUCUCGCACGCCUGGGACCAGCCUCUGCCAUUCACAGGACUGUGUGGGCGGCCCCAUCAGAGGACGGCGACAGCUCUCUCCUUCUGUAAGUGAGGCAGUCUCAUCCUUCCCUGGAUCCUCAGCAUCUCUUAACCAGCAGUGGCAAAGGUUGAAUUAGAAUGGCACCAGCUUCGGAUAAAAAUCCAGAUCUCGUUUUUCAAAACGUGUCUAGAGCUGGUGGCUGUAAGGAACCAAUCAAGCCUCAGCUGUGAUUCUAAUCCUGCCAAGUCUGCCUGAGAGCCGACUCAUUCAUCCAAAGAGAGAACGGUUUGGAUGGAGCUCAAGGUGCAUGGCUCGCUGGCAUAGCCCAGACAACCUCUUAAAGGCUGGGCCGCAGAGCUAGAAGGUCUGUCACUCAGUUGGGGAAAUCGCCUGAGAAGUUCAAGUCCACUGCCUGGCAGCUCAAAUGAGUCAGCCUCACCAACCAAGAAUCGCGUUGAUAAACAGACUCAGAGAGCCCGCGCCCCGUGGGGUUCCCCCGUCUGCAACUGUCUCACCUGGCCCCCCCUGCAGGGCCCGGCGGGGACUGGGGAAGGUCAGUGCUCCCUGGGGCGGGGACUGGGUCUGUUUCUGGGCUCAGUGCCUCCGAGUCAUACAGAUGCCAGGUGGUCCUGCUGCUUACCCUUGCUGAACCUCAGGCUUCUCGUGUAAACAGGGCGCUUUUGAGGAAUUAUUAACAUCUCCCUGUGAGUCAAAGCACCUACUGAGAUAAUGUAUGUAAUGCUUGUAAUAAAUGCAGCUAUGUGCCAGGCACUCUGA